This is a messenger RNA of Medicago truncatula (barrel medic), 2314 nucleotides long. Its product is annotated as disease resistance protein RPV1. The transcript is spliced from 2 exons. Gene Ontology annotation, biological process: defense response. Lineage: Eukaryota; Viridiplantae; Streptophyta; Magnoliopsida; Fabales; Fabaceae. The coding region runs from base 176 to 1282 and encodes 368 amino acids. The record is from RefSeq and is a predicted model, not a curated record.
UAAAGCUUAAGAAUUUAAAAGAAACAUUUAUAGUUGUCAUCAUCCAUUUGUUUUGUUGAUUAUCAUCGAGAAUAAUUUUGACUGUUAAUUUUUUGUGCUUCAUAACUUCUAGCUAGUAACGAAUGAUUGGUUUCAUGGCUAGUUUUAUAUCCACCUUUGUUGCUUUAAUUUGUGCAUGUUUUUGCUUCUUGUCCAUUAUAUUUCACAGGGGAAAAAAAGUGUUAUAGGACUGUCUUUGAAGUUGCCUAAAGCUAAUGCAAAAUGUUUUAGUACUAAAGCAUUUGAAAAGAUGAAGAGUCUCAGAUUGCUUCAACUUGCCGAAGUAAAACUUGAUGGGGAUUUUGAAUAUGUUUCAAGAGAUUUGAGACUGCUGUCGUGGAAUGGAUUAAGUCAUAUACCUACAAACUUCUAUGGAGAAAAUUUAAUUUCCAUUGAGUUAGAGAACAUCAAUGUUGAACUUUGCACUAAUAGGAUGGAGAAGCUGAAAAUUCUCAAUCUUAGUCAUUCCCAUUAUCUCACACGAAGCCCUGACUUUUCGAACAUGCCUAAUCUUGAAAAGCUAGUGCUCAAAGAUUGUCCAAGGCUAUCUGAGGUUUCACCUAGCAUUGGAAAUCUCAAUAAAAUUGCUUUGAUAAAUUUUGAAGGUUGUAUUAGCUUAUGUAGCCUCCCACGAAGCAUCUAUAAGUUGAAAUCUCUAAAAACUUUCAUUCUUUUUGGGUGUUCAAUGAUUGACAAGUUGGAAGAGGACUUAGAACAGAUGACAUCUUUAACCACUCUGAUAGCUAAUAACACCGCAAUAACAAGAGUGCCCUUUUCAGUAGUAAGGUCGAAAAGCAUUGGAUAUAUUGCUUUGUGCGGUUAUGAGGGACUUUCAAGCGAUGUGUUUCCAUUAAUAAUUUUGUCAUGGAUGUCAGCAACAAAUAAUCUCCCAUUUCCAUUUCAAAUUUCUUCUUCUGAAAUGUCAUCUCUUGUUUCUUUAGAUGUACCGAGUAAUAGAAUACAUGAACUUUCAUCUUUUUUGUACCGACUUCCAUGGCUUCAAAGUCUUUGGGUGGAUUGCAACUCCGAAGAUCAACUUUCUCUUGAUUCAACAAUGAUUUUGGAUGCUUUAUAUGCUAUGAAUUCUAAUGCAUUGGAAUCAAUUGACACUACAUCACAGGAAUCAAAUACGACUACUUCCAUUAAUUCAAAUGGGAAUGAAUUUCCAAGUCACCGAUAUUCUCAAAGAUAUUUUGCAGGUUUGACAUCCCCCUCUUUUAUGUCUGUAUGUAUCACCUCUUAGAUUUGAAUUAUUUUAGUGUAUACAAUCAUUUGCUAUAGGGGUAAGUAAAAUAUAUAAAAAUAAAAAUUCAAAUCCUGAACAUAUUUAUUAUUAAAUUGUCUUCCAAAUUCUCACAAAUUUUGUUAUCAGUCAUUGUUAUUAUUAGUAUCUUCCAUCACUGAUAGUCUGUUUUAUGAAUCCAAGCAAAUAUUUAUUUGUAACAUCAAAAUAUGAUUAACUACCUUAUAAGGGAAGUUAUAUCUUCAAUUGUUGAAUAAAUGAUAAAGUGAUAUUUAUAUACUUGUCAAUAAAAUUUUGAGCAUACCUUACUUUUACAGAAUAUGGAUGUCAAUAGGAGUGGUGAUUGUUUGCUUCCUGGUGAUAGUUAUCCAGAUUGGUUGACCUUUAGUUCAGAAGGUUCUUCUGUAACUUUUGAUGUCCCUCAAGUUGAAGGGUGUAACUUGAAGUCAAUGAUGUGCAUUGUCUAUACUUCAACCCCUGGUAAACAUAGCUUUAGAAACGUGUUAGUGAAAAAUUACACAAAGGCCACCAUCCAACUCUAUAAUAGUGAUGCAUUUUCCUACUUUGAAAAUGAGUGGCAGAGGGUAAUAUCAAGUAUCGAACCAGGUAACAAAGUGGAGGUCAUAUUUGUUUUUGAAAACAGUUUCAUUGUGAAGAAGACAGCAAUUUAUCUGGUAUAUGAUGCACAAGAUUUGAAUCUCAUUGCUUGUAGAAGUGAUGAAAGUGAAUGCUCCGAAGAAGAACCCACUACUUAUGACUUCACUCAGAACAGAAAGAAGAAAAACCGAGUGGAAUGAAUCAAUGAAAAAUGGCAAGACAAUGGUUGGGCAAAAACCAAUUCUUAUGGUGCCUAUGUGUAUAGGCAACAAGUUGUAUCUCUUUUUUGGCUGAAGUUUCUAGAUUGUAUCAAUGCUAAGUUUUUGUAAUACUCUAGAGAUGUUAAUUGAAGUUACAAACCUCCUAUUUUAUAUCUAGUUUUUGGCAUGUGACUCUAAUUCUGUUAGUACUCAGUUUUGAAUUAUUAUCGAAACA